AUGUUCUGUUUUGUUGCUGUGGAUGAGGCAGCUAGUGCUGACUGCUGCACGAUUGCUGCUGCUGGUGUUGCCGUCGCGGACGCUUUUGGUGUGCAACCGCUCGCCGCCGCUACUGCUGCUCAGGAGCUGAGCGCGCUGUACGCCAUCGCCGACGUGCUGGUCAUAACCCCCAUCCGCGACGGCAUGGACGUGGUGCCGUUCGAGUACGUGGUCUCCCGGGAGUGCCGACGCCUGCCCGCCACCGUCGUGCUCAGCGAGUUCGCCGGCUGCGCCAGGUCCAUCGGCGGUGCUGUUUUGAUCAACCCCUGGAACACCACCGAGUUCGCCGAGAAGAUGAUCGGCGCCAUCAACAUGGAGGAGAACGAGCGAGAGAUCAGGCAAGCCGGCUGUUGGUCUGAUUUUGGCGGUGGCGGUGGUGGUGGUCGGCAGCUCCACGACGCCAACGAGGGCUGGGUGCGGACCACCGCGCGUCUCCUCCAGAAGGAGCAUGUCGUCAUGUCGUUCAUGUACAGCCGUUGGCGCCUGGUGGCGUUCAACCUUGAGGGUGUUCUGGCGAGGGCCUGCGCCUUGCCGGAGCUGGUGCAUAUCCCGGCGGAGACGGCGGCGUCGUUGGACUCCCUAUCGAGGGAGCCCAAGAACAUGGUCGUGGUGAAGAGCCCUCGGAGCCGAGACACGCUGGAUCGCCUGCUGGGCCGCACGAACUGCGUGCUCGCUGCCGAGCACGGAGCCUUCAUCCGAUGGGGGAAGCACGCUCAUUGGCAGCCGCUGCUUCCUAACGUGGAUAUGAGCUGGAUAGGGGAUAUCGAGCCCCUGCUGGAGUACUACACGGAACGCACACCCGGGGCCGUGAUCGAGAGCCGGGAGGUGAGCAUGGCGUGGCACUACCGGGACUGCGAUCUCGGGCACGGGGCAUGGCAGGCCAAGCAGCUACAUGUCUCUCUCCUGCAGCUGUCCAAGCGCCUGCCCAUCAGCGUCUACGCGGGAGACAAGGUGCUGGAGAUCAUCCCACAGGAGAUGAACGUGCAGGUUUCCCACUUCCUGGAGAUUGUGGUUACCCGAUUCCGCAGGCUGCUCAAGUCCAAGCCGCCCGAAGACAGCCUCCAGUUGCACGGACAAAGUUUCGAGGACGAGGAGGGCCACGGCGAGUGUUUCUCUAGCGUCAUCGCCGGCGUCGACAUCGGAGACGCAGACGGCUACUAUAGCGAGCGUUAG
Ectocarpus sp. CCAP 1310/34 is the source of this 1212-nucleotide messenger RNA. The record is from the annotation of a GenBank genome assembly. NCBI's taxonomy places the organism in Eukaryota, Phaeophyceae, Ectocarpales, Ectocarpaceae.